AUGUCUGUUCCGAGUAAAUCUAUUGAUAAAAAUAAACGCUAUGCUGGUGUCAAAGCAAAUGAUUUUGUAAACAAAGCAAGGACAAACGAAACGAGUCGAGCAGCUGCUCGCACUCAAGGAUGGACCAAUCUCGGAAAAAUCAGUAGUCGACGUAUUCCACCACCGGCUAAUUUACCAAGUUUAAAAAGUGAAACAGGUACAACUACAGUAUCAUUCGAUCCAACAGUCUCAACUGGCACUAGCCAUGGAUGGACAGCUAGUGGAAAUCAAACGCCAACAAAUCUCGCUGCUAAUCAAACACGUCCAUUAACACCAUCAAAACAGCCAACACAACAACAACUUGAUUCAUUAUCUGCUCACGUUUCAACAUCACCACCGCCUCUACCACCAUCAUCAUCAUCGACACUUGCAUCUGAUAUUGAGAAACCUCGUGGAUCAGCAACAUGGAGUACAGUAAUAGUUGGCAAUACUUCGGGAAAUUCCAAUGAUCAUCCGCCAAAUUUACUCGGCUUAAAUGAUUUUCCACGUUUAGCUACACAAGAUAAUAAAACUGCAAAAUCACAACAUGAUUCAUUGCUUAAUUCUAUAUCAGCAACGUCACAAGGACCUAUUUUUCGACCAGCAAAUCUAGCAUCAUGGAAAGAAGGUGGUGGUCGUGCUCAACCAGUAUCAAAUGAUAUAACUAAAGAGUCCAACGAUAAUAAUAAUAAUAAUAAUUUAUCAGCUUUAUCUAUGCAAUCACAGAUGCUACCGACUAAUGCAAGUCCUAGUUUACUUCAAUCACAAAUACAGAAUUCUAAUAAUUCACAAUACAACCGAAUGUAUCAACCUCAACAACAACAACAACAACAACAACAGCAACAACAACAAAUGUGGUCCUAUAAUGUCGGUAAUUCCUAUGGUUCAUAUGGAGCAAAUCAAGCUCCUUCAUCCAUGUCUAUGCAUCAGUUACAUCAUCAUCAGCAACGCGCAUCACCGUACGGUAAUAACGCUCAAUCACAAUCUCAACAGCAACGUAUGAAUGCGUCAGCAGAUUAUAAGACUCCAACUAUUCUACGAAAUAAAGAUAUUGAUGAUUUAUCAAAAUUAACCGAUAAUGUAACAUGGGCGAGUGCACCUCAGGAAGUGAAUUAUGAAGAAAAAAUACGUUUCAGUGAUGAUGAAGACAAUGACAUAACGGACAAUAAUACUAAAUCUCGUCGGUAUAAUAAUAAUAAUAAUUCUCAGAAACAAUCAUAUCCUCAAGUAUUACAAAAUAAUAAUAAUAAUAAUAAUCGUUCAAUGCAUACAAAUUAUUCUCAACAGCAAACAACACGUUCGCGUUUAUUACAAGACGAUGAACAUGUUAAACAAAUGCAAGACGAUAAAAAUUCCGAACUAAUCAAUACAUUAACUGUCGCUAAACAACGACGUGAUGAACAAGAACGUAAUCUUCGCGAUUCAUCACAACGACCGUCUACGACUGUACAAAAAUCAUUCGACGAUCAAAAACAAAUACCUGGUUAUCAAACGCGUCCAUUGAUAACUUCAACUGGUAAAGACAAUUUAAGUUCAUCACAAAUCGAUUCAUCGUCAUUAUGGGGACAAUCGAAUAGUGGAACAACAUCUCGUACUCGUCACGAUACAACCGAUAGUCAAACAUUUGCAAUGAAAAGUUGGUCUGAUCAAAUGGAUUCUUUUAAUUAUGCUUCAUUACAUGAAAAAUCCGGUGGACAAGUUGAUACUGAUGAUCAUCAUGAUGAUACUACAGCUGCAGUUACCAUUACUAGUGUUCCAUCUGUAACACACAAGUAUAGUCGAUCACAAAGUGAAUCCAGUUGUCAAUCUCAAACUGAUAAUAAUGGAACGACAAUAAAUCGAUCCAAAAAUUAUCCAAUAUCCAAUCGUAGACAACCAAAAUCAAAUUUAAUUCUUUCGAAACCAACACGUCCGAAAGCUAAACCUGCGGAUGUUAUCGAUUAUUUUGAAAAUAAUGAACAUCAACAUCAUAUGAAAUCUAAUGAUCAAUGGGGUGAUGUUGAUGAAACAAAUUAUAAUGCAAAUAAUCGCUAUCAACAAUCUUACUUCAACGAUCGCCGUUCGACUAGUCAUCAUCAACAACAACAAAAUCUCUCGGAAGAUUUAUCACAAAAAUCAAAUCGUCAUAACGAACAAACCAAUGAUUUCAAUCGAACUAAACAACCCGCUAAAACACGUUCAAAUGUAGCAUCUCGUCAAUCAGACAUGCCAUCAUCAUCAUCGUCGAAAGUUGAGACUAAAACAGUGACUAGCAAAGCUCAGCCAGCAUGGCGCCCACUAUCUCCAGCACGUCCAUUGGAUCCAAACGAACCAACGCUACAAGAAGCCAUAACCUAUAAAUCACAAAUAAAAACGAACGAUUCUAAUGAUCGUCGGCAAUCAGCGCCCGUUGAACGUAAACAACGUUAUACAACAAGUACAACACCAAUUAAUACCGCAUCGAUUCCGCCAUUAAUGAGUGUACGAUCUGAUGUACCCCCGGCACCUAUUCAAACGUCAAACACGGCAUCGAAACAUUUCAAGACAUCAAAUCAAUCGCAAAGACAAGAUUAUAAUAGUUCAUCACAUUAUUCUCAACGAAAUGAUUUUUACAAUGAAACAAAUGAUUCGGCUUGGGGCAAUGACGAGGAUUAUUAUGAUGAUGAAACAGGCUAUUACGAUCCGAAUAUUCAAAAUCAUCAACGCCAUCAUCAGUCAAUGGGUUAUCAUUCGAAUGUACAUCAUAGAGGAUACAUUGCAUUAGGCUCCUAUGGACGAUAUCGUCGGGGUGGAACACUUCGUCAACAACAACAAUAUAAUGCCUAUAAUGUCAACACUACAUCCUCACAACUUAACACAAGUACAGGAGCGAGAACAAAAAAAGUCAUAACAAACCGCACGACAACGACGAAAAAACCCAAUGAACCACCUGAACAAACAGAACCAACAAAACUCGUUACUGAUGAAAUAGUAAAAAAGCCAACACCAUGGGGUUUGGAUACGAAACCAUCGAUUAUAGAAGAAGUACCAAAAGUGAAGCCAAUCGAAACACCUGUAGUAUCAAUUGAAAUUGAAAAACCAAAAGAAACAAUAACAAUAACGUCAGAACCAAAACCUGAAAAUGAACCAAUUGUUGCUGGACAAACAGAAAUUGAUUCAACGGUAACAAAUAAAAAACCAAUAGCAACGACAAAUUCACAGAGAAAACCAAAUAAAGAUCAACAGAAUUAUCAUUAUCAAAAUCAAAAUCAGCCAGUAUCUCAUCAUAGAAAUACCUAUGGACGUUCAGCACAAGAUUAUGAUACGACACAAAUUUCUAGCCAUAAUUAUUACGGUACUGGACAUCGUGCUACACGAGGGGGUCGUACGGCACGUAUGCAUGAUUUAUCCGGUGGUUAUUAUUAUGAACAUCCUCAGCAGCGUUAUAAUAAUCGAUAUAAUUAUUCAAAUGAACAUUAUUCACAACAACAUCAAGUACAUAUCCCGAAUAAAACUAUCAAACGUGCUGGUUUGUCGACUGCAACAAACGAUCGUCAACAGACCAAACAGCAAACAACGAAAGGUAACGCUAUUAUUAACCCUCGUCUUCAAUCAGCCAGUGAUAAUGAACAAAAAGAAGGCGAAGAAUGGGAAACAGCAUCGGAAUCAAGUGCGAAUAUGCGUUCUGGUCAUCCCGAGACUAAUCCACAAGUAGCGAAGUCUAUUACAAGUGAAACAAAAUCGACACAUCGUGAUCGAACACCACCAAAGAAAAGUUUUUCAAGUCAAAGACCAUUGAAUUCUCGUCACGCUGAAACUGGUAUUCAUCGUCGUUCACAUAAUCUACAUGAUCGUGGUAGUAAAACAGCUCGAAUUACGACUCAUCGUCCGAGUCGUUCAGUAACCAAUCAAAAACCGAGUUCAACACAAAGACUCGAUGAAGAAAAUUCAACUGGAAAACAAGUGAAAAAAGAUCAACAUCGCCAUUCUCUUGAAGGCUAUGAUUUAAAUAAUGUUGCUGGUGUUGUUAAAAUUGAGACACUACCAGCGAGUGCAUUAGAAGAAGAAAAUGAAGCUUUUGAUGAUGGCGGCGAAGAAUUUUGUGUUGUUAUGUCUAAGCGUGGUCGUAAAGAACAAAAAGCUGCUCAGCUAUCGAAACAAAUUGCGAUUGAAUCAACUGUUACUACUAGCAUACCAACUGACCAACCAAUAAAACCAGCAUUGAUUGUCAAUGAUGAACAACAAACAAUUGAGAAAAUUUCGAACGAUACUAAUCAAACGAGUGCUACACGUGCUCGCAGUGGUAAAUCAGUUCCACCACGUUUCAAUAGUAAAACAUCGAGUUCAACGACGCGUCAACAUAAUACGAAAACUGAUCAUCAGAGCGCUUCGAUGAACUAUUAUUAUGAUCAGAAUUAUUAUUAUUAUGAUCAAAGUCAAUAUUACGAUGACGGAUCUUAUUAUAGCUAUGGGAAUUAUAAUCAAUCUCAUCGACAACCAUCAACACGUCGUAAACAGCGCAGUCAACAAAGUCAUGAUGCAAAUGUAGUAGAUGAUAUCGGUAGUGAACGAAAACCUGAAGUUAAUAUUGCUGAAAAAGUUCACUCAACAGCGUCAAAUGUUAUGUCAAAUAUUCAAAUGUGGGAUCCACAUACAGAGAGUACGAUUUCGAAUUCAAGUAAAUUAAUCGAAAAACGUAAGUUUCUUAUAUCGACUCACGAUCGAAAAUUUGGAAAUGAAGUAGUUCCUUCUUCAUCGUCAAAUGAUCCAUCAUUACCACUUCAUCAACGCACAGCAACAGAUUUAACUACGCAUUCAACAGUAUCGAAAACUAAUGAAACAAUUGCGCGAACGAUUAAACCGCCUGUAACAGAUAAUAAAGUUAACCGAGACAAUAAGACAAAAUCUACUAGUUAUGAAAAGAAUGAUACUAUUGCAUCAUUAGGUUCGAAUCAAUUAUUUGAAAAGAGUACAUUUUUGGAUUAUGACGAUAAACAGUCUAUCGGCACAGUUGGUGAUGAUUACAAUCAAAAGAUAAAUUCACUUAAAACAAUAUGGGAUGCAUCCGAUCAUCCAAGUAUGCAACUUGAACAAACAAUUAAUACAAUGGUUGCGAUGAAACAAAAAAAACAACAUCAAGAUAAUACUGUUCCAAGUAACAAUUCAACAAAAGCCGAUACCUACGUUAAAGAAUCAAUACCAACAUCGUCAACAAAUAUAUCAGUCACAAAUACAAAUGUUUCAUCCGCAAUUGCUGAUGAUACAAAUAAUAAAAAUACGGUAGCUACUGGUAAUCUACAAUCGACAGGAUCUUCAUCGACUAUCAAUCAACCGCCAACAUAUUCAACAAGUACUGUUUCAAGUAAAAAUGAACAAAAGAAUAUUUGCACAGUAAAACCAACUCAGCAAGUUGCACCGAAUAUUCAAGACCAAGUUGAUGUAACAAGUUAUCAAACAUUUGCAGUUCCUCCACUACCGCCACCGAUGUCUCAAGCGUCGCUACAACAGCAACAACAACAACAUAUUCUUCCUCAAUCUCAAGUUAAUACACUACAUCAACAACAUACCUAUCCAUUCUAUGAAAAUCUUUUACCAGCUCCUCCACCACCACUACCGCAGCAACAAGCACAACAACAACAACAACAACAGCAACAACAACAAUUUAAUCGAAUUUAUUCAUCGACUUCAAAUACUACCAGUACGGAUCCGAUAAAUUCAGAUUUUUCGAGUAUUCAAUCUUCACAAAUCUAUGCACCACAAAACUUUCAAUAUCGAAAUACAAAUGUUUUCAUACAACCACCAAACGUACCAAAUACAAACUCAAUGUUUCAUCAUACAUCUCAAGGUUCGAUUUCGGCUCCACCACAAAACAAUGCCAUGCCACCAAUGGCUAGUUAUCCAUCGCCAUUUUUGGUGGAUCAUGGCGGUCAUAUGAUUAGUCAACCACAACCACCACCUCCACCACAAGCAUAUAUGAAUAAUCAAAUGAUGUCUGGUCGGCCACAAGGGGGUCCAUACUAUCGAACUACACCACAGCAGCAAAUGCAAACACCACCAGGACCACCCUAUGGUACUCAAGAUCCAUUAGCACACGGAGGAUUUUAUCCACCAUUCUUUCAACCACCAAAUUCAAAUGCUCCACCUGUUGGGCAUCCGUCGCCUCAUAAUUUAUAUGGACAAAACGAAGGUUUUCAUCCACCACAUCCACAAAUGUUCGCUCGUGCUGGUUCAAUCGAUCGUGGUGAUCAUGCGUUAAUGUCUCAACCUCCACCACAAUCGUUAUCUCGUCCAACCAAUUAUCCAUCGACAUCAUCAAAUCAACAACAACAACAACAACAACAACAACAAGGUCAACCGCCGUCAUUACUAUCACAAAACUUAAAGUCAUUUCAUACCAAUCAACAACAAACAUCUUCAUCAAAUCAAGCUCAAUUUUAUCCACCACCAAAUCAAUACGCUCGUCAACUGAUGCCCAGUGGUGCUAUGAAUACAACAAAUAAUCGUCCGCAAACUCAACAAGUACCGAGUCUAAUGAGUGGUUUAAAUAAGAAUUUUUCAAACAAUGGAAAUAAUAUGAAUAAUACACAAUCGUUAUUUCAACAUCGACAGCCAUUACUACCUCCACAAUCGAACAACAGUCGUCCGUUAUAUCAACAUAAUGCACAAUAUUCAAAUUAUUCUAAAUCAACUGGUCCGAAUGAUGAUAAUGUUAAACCAAAACAUAUGUAG
Rotaria socialis is the source of this 6705-nucleotide messenger RNA. NCBI's taxonomy places the organism in Eukaryota, Metazoa, Rotifera, Eurotatoria, Philodinida, Philodinidae. The record is from the annotation of a GenBank genome assembly.